Pseudoliparis swirei is the source of this 1109-nucleotide messenger RNA. It is a transcript of the gene aimp1b, whose product is annotated as aminoacyl tRNA synthetase complex interacting multifunctional protein 1b. Bases 78 to 1010 code for a protein of 310 amino acids. Gene Ontology annotation, molecular function: tRNA binding. The record is from RefSeq and is a predicted model, not a curated record. The transcript has 7 exons. Lineage: Eukaryota; Metazoa; Chordata; Actinopteri; Perciformes; Liparidae.
UGACCUUUGACCCCCAGACAGGCCGAUGGGAGCCGACAGCUGAGGGCCAGACUCACUCUGAGCUGAGUGAGGACAACAUGGACGAUGUGGACAACCUCUUCCACCCCAGCCUGGAAGCCGCCCUCAUCAAACUGGAUCCAGAGGAUGGGAAGCAGAUCAUGGAGUACUUCAGGACCCAGGCCCUGCUGAUGAAGGAGAAAGCACUGCUGCAGGCCUCCGUCAGAGACCAGAAGAAACUGCUGGUGGAGAACGGGAAGCUGAAGAAGGACAUCGAGCAGCUGAGGAGUCAGCUGCAGGAGAACCAGAGGAGGCGCAGCGCGAAGGCGUUGCUCUCCCAGGCUCCGCCUCCUCCACGAACUGGCCCCGCCCCCACAGCACCUGCCAAUCAACCUGCUGCAACCAAUCCUCCUCCCCCCUCCUCCCGUGACCGGAGAGAGCCGCAGAUCAGGAGGAGGAGAGGAGAGAGGAAAGCUCCUCCCACCUCUGACUCUCUCUCCUUGGGGGCGGAGCCUCGAGUUGACGUGUCACGCCUGGACCUGCGCGUCGGACGGAUCCUCAGCGCCCGGCGCCACCCGGUGGCCGACGGGCUGUCGGUGCAGGAAGUGGACGUCGGAGAGACCGCCCCCCGAACGGUGGUCAGCAAGCUGGGCGGGAAGACCCCCCUGGAGGAGCUCCCGGGCGGUCGAGCUGUGCUGCUCUGCAACGUCAGGGCCUGUAAGAUGAGGGGCGUGGUCUCACAGGCCCGCCUCCUCUGGUGCUCCGCCCCCGACGGCUGCACUGAGCUGUUAACCCCGCCCACAGGCUCCGCCCCCGGAGACAGGGUCACCUUCCUCAACUACCCUGGUGAGCCGGACCGGGAGCUGCAGGCCGGGGACCGGGUCUGGGACCUGCUGCAGCCGCACCUUCAGGUGGACUCGAGGGGCGUGGCCAACUACAAAGGCUGCGGGUUUGAGGUGAAGGGGAAGGGGCUGUGCCGGAGCCCCUCCCUCACCGACGCCCUCAUCCGGUAGACGGGACGGGCUCUUAUUGUGAAAGGUCAGCUCCGCUUUGACGAGCUAGGUAGUAGCCUCGCUAGCGCGGUUUGUCGAUUAAAACAUUGAAAACACAAA